This is a messenger RNA of Labrus mixtus (cuckoo wrasse), 1937 nucleotides long. Its product is annotated as protein jagged-1b-like. Gene Ontology annotation, cellular component: membrane. The record is from RefSeq and is a predicted model, not a curated record. The transcript has 6 exons. The coding region runs from base 44 to 1087 and encodes 347 amino acids. Lineage: Eukaryota; Metazoa; Chordata; Actinopteri; Labriformes; Labridae. Gene Ontology annotation, molecular function: calcium ion binding. Gene Ontology annotation, biological process: cell communication; multicellular organism development; Notch signaling pathway.
GGCCUGUGGGAGUGUUGAGGCUCACACACAGAUAUGAUUUGCCAUGCUGGAGCGUAGUGAGUGUGUGUGCACACAGACAGCUCGGCCUGCAGACUCCUCCACUGUGUGCCUGAUGGCUGAAAGGCUGCUGGUAUGUGUGUGUCCAAUUACAUCAAGGCUAUUUUUACCUCCAUCCUGGUGGAAGUUGUUGUUGUUGUCAUUUGGAGUAUUGUACUCGGAGAUAGCCUCGAACACUCUGAAGAAAAUGGCCGAAGCUCGAAGACGGUUCAUGAUCUGCUUUCUUACAGAUUUCAGCUCCACGAUCCGAUACCCAGUCAACACUGUUCUCAGCAGGAGGUCCUACACGCUGAUCGUGGAAGCCUUGGACUUCAACAAUGAAACCAGCGGUUCUGAUGGGAAGGUGAUCGAGAAAGCCUUUCACUCGGGGAUGAUCAACCCCAGCCCACACUGGCAGAAGCUGACCCACAACGGCCCCGUGGCCCAGUUCGAGUACCAGAUCCGGGUCAGCUGUGACGAGCACUACUACGGCUUCGGCUGCAACAAGUUCUGUCGGCCCCGGGACGAGUUCUUCGGGCACUACACGUGUGACUACAACGGGAACAAGACGUGUCUGGAGGGCUGGUCCGGACCUGACUGCAACACAGCAAUAUGUCGCCAAGGCUGCAGCACCGAGCACGGGUCCUGUAAGGAGCCUGGAGGAUGCAAGUGUCUGUACGGCUGGCAGGGACAGUACUGUGACAAGUGCAUCCCCCACCCCGGCUGUGUCCACGGCACCUGUGGGGAGCCGUGGCAGUGCCUGUGCGACACCAACUGGGGCGGCCAUCUUUGCGAUAAAGAUCUGAACUACUGCGGCACUCAUCAGCCGUGCCUGAACGGAGGGACGUGCAUCAACACGGGACCCGACAAGUACCAGUGCACCUGCGCUGAAGGUUACUCCGGAGCCAACUGUGAGAGAGGUGAGGGUCUGCGCCCGCAGGCGGGUCGUCAUGGAGACCGUUUGAUUGAUUUUGUUUUAGUUACUUGGGGUUUAUUGGAGCUGCAGAGAAUGCAAAGAGAGACUUCUUUUUUUCAAACAUCAAACGUUUGACUUUUAUCGUCCCUGAGGGCGAGAAGUGACUCGAUGUGGAGUCAGCUGACAUCACUGUUUAUAAAGCGUAAUAAAGAGACGGCGUGUAAACAGAGGACGACAUACCGAUCACGGCCACUAAUGACAUGUUUUGCACAUCACAAAUGUUCUGUUACACAAACCACACCACACACAACAAUGAUGAACGAUAACAGAUAAACACACCAUGAAGGUAUUACACAACACCCCGCCCCCCUCGCCCGCCCCCCCUCGCCCGCCCGCCGCUCUGCAUGGCCUGCCAGAGGCGCUGCACUUUAACUCCACAACGUGAGGAUGUGAGGUCGCUGCAUCACAACAGACUUCAUCCACUUUUCUUUGAUUUCCUGUUCGAGGAUAAAUCAUGGAAACAAAAACAACAACAUGUCGUCCCCUUUGCAGCGCUGCAGCAUCACUCAUCAGAUGUGUGGACAUGUGUUUGUGCCUCACACGCUGCGGUGGGCGGCUCUUUCACUCUUUGUCUACAUAAAGAUGGCGGUAUCGAUGAAGUCUCGUUGAGUAACCACGGUAACGAUCCGUCUGAACUCUUUAUUUAACAAAGUGAAACAUCUCCAAUCUUCUUGUUUUUAAACAUAAGAAACUCCAUAUCUCUCCCCCUUAAAUUAGAAUAAAUGAUCCCCCUGAUGGGGGGUCUCAAACUGGACUCAGAGGGGAGGGGUCUUUGGUUUCCGGAGCUUUCAGACAAAAGGUCAGAGGUCACCUGAGUUUGUAAUCAGAGGAGGUGGUAACUCGGCAAUAAUCUGUUUCCACUUCAGCGUGAGUGGCCCCCGAGUCAGGUAAUCCACCGGUUAGAUCCUUAGGGUGAGGAGGGGGG